AUGUCUGCCACAGCACCAACAGUCAAUGCAGAGCAAAUCAGAAGAUUUUACAACAAUGUGAAAAGCAACAACAAUAAACCAGCAAUACAUGCAAAAUAUGAUUACUAUCAGUCUAACAGUUUCGAGGAACAAUUAAAUGAUUUCAUAUCAUAUACUGAAGUACAAAAUAAUUUACUCGACUUUCAAGACGAAUACAACUCAACAUAUCCUAAGUGGCAUGAUUGUACCUUGCAGGAGAAGAAAGAGAUUAUAUCCAACUGCUUCGAACAUCUUGACUUUAUUCAUGAUGAAGAGAGAGUUAAUGCCGCCAAAUGUUUAUCUUAUAUCAGUUUGGGCAAUUAUGAAGAAUUUAUCGAAAAGCGAAAACUACGAAAUAACAUGAAAAGUAUAGAAGAAAGAGACAAUGAUAUGAACAGCCAUUUAGAGUUAAUGAAAGAGAACAAUCAACUUUUAUACACAAUGGAUAUCCUAACGGUGUUACAACAAUCUUUGAAGCGCAAUUGUCACGAACUAGAAUUAUCAUCAACGCUAUCACAAUCAGAGGCAGUUUCCUCUUUUUGCAAGGAGAUCGAUAUGAACCUGACAAUUCUCUACAUGGUGAUUCAGUUCAAUCAUGAAAAAAAGGAACGAAUAAAGGAAGCAAACUUACUAGAAACAUUGUUUAACUUUAUUAUUCGAUUGAAAGAAUAUUUUACAAGCGCAUUUCCUCUGAGAAAGCUGAUGUUGACUAUUCAAAGAUUGCUUAGCAUUAGUUUUGGUGAUUUGGAUACGAAUGAAUAUAAAGCCAUCAAAACAAGUAUAAGACGAGCCCAUCAUUUACCACCUUUGAAAACAAUGACUAACACCACUGCUAUGAAGGAUGCUAAAAGCAAUAAAGAGACUAUGAUCAAGUGCACGCCUGAAGAGCUUUACAAUAUAUUUUACCGCCAAUCUUUGGAAAGAUACCCCACCUUUACUCCAACACCUCCGCCUUCUGUCAUCUCCGAUCCUUUGUUGAUAACAAGCUCUAAUACAGCACGCCUCAUAAAAGCAAUGGGUUUGUCGGAAGCUUCCAAAAAUAUUGAUUUACCUUAUCAAACAUUAUUUCCGUCAAAGAAUGGCGGCGGGGGCGGAACGCAACAACAGCAACAGCAAAUGAAGCUUAAUAGCAAUAAUGGACAUACGCUGGAUAUUAGGGACUCUUCCUUUUUAGCCCUGAUGGAAGAGCCAUAUAGUUUGAAGGAGGCAAAUACAGUAUGGAUGGAUCAUCUGUAUAUAUCCGUAGGGACGUUACAAUUAUUGCACGAGAAGAACAAGGCAGUACAUCGUUGGCAACGGCAUUUACAAAAUACAACGAGCGCAGAACUGAAACGAAAGCAACGCCAGGAACAGCAUAAGACAGGUGUUGGUGAUGUGGACGACAUUGAUAAAAAUCAUACUGAUCCUGAUGAGGAUGGGAGUAGCUUUAAUGAAGACAAUGAAGAGGAUGACACGUUCGAUAGAAAAUUAUUAAGUGAUCAGGAGAGAAAAGCGUUGAAGGAUAUCAAUCAAUUCUAUGCCUUCAUUGUACCAAAUCUGCAAAAAAUUGUUGUUGUAUUCUUGAAAUUGUUGCUAUCAACUAUAUCGAUUACUAGCAAUGGAAAAGCACCAACAGGAGAAGACGAUCAUAAUGGCGACAGCAAUAAAGUAUCAAAUGCAAUUACAGCGAUGAAAAAAAACAACGCGGAUUAUACUAAGUCUUUGAAAAAUGCUGCAGCAGUAGAAGCAAUGGAUCAAAUUAGGAAUAAGGAAAUUCUUUCGAAAGCAGUUUCCACUAUUAUUUUAACACUGCUGAAAUGGUUUAAACUAUCUCAUAUUUUGAAGUUUGAGUAUUUGUCGCAAAUGCUGAUCGAUUGUGGCUGCAUGUUGUUGAUACUGAAAUUGAUUGGUCUACAAGAAAUGCCACUGCUUGCUGUUAGAAGGUCAGAUCACGAAGAAUAUAGUUUCUUUGGGUUUAUCCAUGGUAUAAAUGCUGGAGAAGAUAAUGUUACCGCAGGCAAAGGUGAUAGUGGCAGUACUGAUGGAAUGUAUACAAACAAAAGGAAUAUAUGCUGGUCAAUACAUUUACUUCGGAUAUUGCAAAUGUUGACUAAGAAUAAGAAUCAGCGUAUCAGUUUAUUGGUUCAAUACAAGUCAUCUGCUGUCUUGAAAAAGUUGCUGAAAGUGGGCCAUCCUACGCUAGAUCAUUACGUUCUGAAAAACCUGAAAUGUCAAGUACCACUUAUGAGCAGGAAGUGGCGAACUGGCAAUAUGAAGACAAUUUCUGCUAUUUAUGCCCAUUGUCUCACAUCAUUGAAUGAUGAUUGGCUAUCAAGGCCUGACAACGAUCACAAUAAAGAGGAAUAUAGAUUAGAAGAAAUCAGUCUUCGUAUGCUGAUAAAGCUAUAUAUAGGGGAACGCUAUAUUGACAGUUUAUUACCAACAUUGGAUGAAUUCACUGAAUUAGAAAACUGCUCCUUUUUCAACAGUACGCAUCAUAAUCGAAGAAAUGCCAAUGAAAGUGAACAACAGCAACAAGAAAAAGAAGCGAGUAAUACAAACAUGCAGAUGAAUAGACAUUCAUUAUUACCGGAAUAUGUAUUCAACCACAUGUUUCCUUUCGACAACGACCCUUUCGUUGCAUCUACCAUGGGACACGGCGCUGACCUUGAGGUAGAGGGUGACUUUAAGCUUAACUAUCGGCAGUGGCUCGAAAAGGAGGUCUAUUCAUUAGAACUUGGUGAUAAUGACAAAGAAGUCGAUUACGAGGAUGACGAUACGAAUGAGCAAAAUGAUGGAGAAUGGGACGGGGAAAGUGACAACAAAGAGCAACGGACCAAUGGAUGGGACACACCUAUACCUAAUUCGGUCUUACCGCCACCUUUAUCACCUGAACAGCUUACGAAAGAGAUUAAUCGAAUCUAUCAGGAGGAACUGGAACGUGAAUUCAUUGAAAAAGAAAAACGAAGAGAAAUGGAAAUAGAAAAGAAAGAAACAGAAAUAGACGGUUGGGGAAACGCAAUCGCUGUUGAUACUGCUGCUACUGCGAAUGGCUGGAAUAAAAGUACUACCGAGUUUUCAAUAGAAGAUAGCUGGAGAGACGACAUGAGUAGCACAACUGGGACUACGGCAACGAAUGGUACUGUCUUGACGGAUGAACCAAAACAAUGGCUUAGUAGUUUUGACGACGAUGAGGAUGCUGAUGACCCUGAAGUUGAAUUUGAUCCUUUGGAAGGUAUCGAUUGGCAAAACCUCUCUGAAGAAGAAUUAAAAAAGAGACUGACUAUUGUGGAGCAGAAAACUGUGCAUCGAUAUAUGAAUGUUAAGAUUGAUGAUGAAGAAUACUUGAAGGUUAUUAAUCCAUUAGAUACUCAGUUAACUGAAGACGAGGAUGGAUGGUUUAUAGAAUAG
Mycotypha africana is the source of this 3408-nucleotide messenger RNA. RefSeq lists its product as uncharacterized. The transcript has 5 exons. The coding region runs from base 1 to 3408 and encodes 1135 amino acids. NCBI's taxonomy places the organism in Eukaryota, Fungi, Mucoromycota, Mucoromycetes, Mucorales, Mycotyphaceae. The record is from RefSeq and is a predicted model, not a curated record. Gene Ontology annotation, biological process: cytoskeleton organization. Gene Ontology annotation, cellular component: cytosol.